AUGUUGUUGUCUCUCGGAGUAGCUUCUUCAGAUGCAAACUGCGAGUUGUCAAGUGGAGCCAACAAUAACUCAAGCCAGAGUAUGGCAUUCAGACCCUUGUCCAUACUGAAACACUGUACUAAUGUAGAUGCCGUCUUCCUACUUUUUGUUUCUCGAACGCGCCGCCUGUCCUCGAGUAUGACUGGAAAUGAUGACCCUUGGGGUCGUUACAUGCCAUUCUCGGAACUAACAACAACACCUUUCCAGCAGGGCACCAUUGCAAUCAUUUUUAUUAUGACUGCUUUGUCUAUCUUGGUUUGGGCCGUCCGCAUAUACUCCAGACUCAGCAAAAAGCAAGUCGGUCUCAACGACUGGCUUGUUACUGUUGUAACCAUAUGGAAACCAUUGUCUUGA
This is a messenger RNA of Fusarium graminearum PH-1, 393 nucleotides long. RefSeq lists its product as uncharacterized. The coding region runs from base 1 to 393 and encodes 130 amino acids. Lineage: Eukaryota; Fungi; Ascomycota; Sordariomycetes; Hypocreales; Nectriaceae. The record is from RefSeq and is a predicted model, not a curated record. The transcript has 4 exons.